AUGUUGCAUAGGCACCGUUAUAGACGAGAAGGGCUGAUUGUGGAGCUAGAGUGGAUGAGAGGGGCUGGUUGUGGAGCCGGAGUUGGAGAGAGAGUGUGGUUGGAAGUGGCAGUGGGCAAGAGGGAAAGGUCGGCAAUGGCGUGGGAGGCUAGUAUGCCGGAGCUUGGUGUAAAAGUGCUUGUGACGACCGAAAAUGGGUGA
Molecule: messenger RNA, 201 nt
Organism: Dovyalis caffra
Lineage: Eukaryota; Viridiplantae; Streptophyta; Magnoliopsida; Malpighiales; Salicaceae
Source: the annotation of a GenBank genome assembly